GACAUAUCAAUAUCCUUAACACGCUUAGAAUCCACGUCUUUUCUUCACCAUUUCCCACCUUUUCUUUUCUAUAUAUCUUCAAAUCUCUUCCUUCUUCACUUCAAGCUUGAAUUCCACAUUGCUCACAAAAUCGAUGUCGUUUGAAGACGAAGAGGAAUCGUUGGAGCACACGCUCUUAGUAGUGCGUGAAGUAAAUGUAUACAAAAUCCCUCCACGUCCGACAAGCGGCGGGUACAAAUGCGGCGAGUGGCUUCAAUCCGAUAAGAUCUGGUCGGGUCGACUCAGGGUCGUAUCCUGUAAAGACAGGUGUGAGAUCCGAUUAGAGGAUCCGAAUUCCGGCGAGCUGUUCGCCGCUUGUUUCGUGCCGCCGGGCCAGAGAGAAAAUUCGGUGGAAUCGGUGCUCGAUUCGUCGAGGUACUUCGUGUUGAAGAUCGAGGACGGCAGGGGGAAGCACGCGUUCGUAGGGUUAGGGUUUGGGGAAAGGAAUGAGGCGUUUGAUUUCAAUGUGGCGUUGUCGGAUCAUGAGAAGUACGUGAAGAGAGAGAGCGAGAAGUAUGAUGGUGAUGAUGAAGCUAGUGGUGAUGGACAUAUUGAUAUUCAUCCUGCUGUUAAUCAUCGAUUAAAGGAAGGUGAAACUAUCCGGAUAAAUGUGAAGAACAAACCAUCUAGUGGAACGGGCAUGCUUUCUGCCGCUGGUCAAUCCAAGACCAUUGCCAUUGCGCCACCCCCUAGUGGAGCUAACAAGAUCAGGUGUCCUCUUCCACCCCCGCCAAAUGAUCUGGCUAUUUCGCAGAAGACUUCUAGCACUCCCCGUAUUGCACUCAAGGGGCCAAAGGAAAGCUCAAGGCAAUCCAUUGAUCCAUUAUCCAAUCUCUCUCAACUUCAGAGGAGCCUUCCUUCAGCUGCCGGAUCUGGACUGAAUAAAACCACAGCAGCUGGAUGGGCAGCAUUUUGAGAUUUUAAGCGUAUGUUUAAUAUGGCUGAGAUAGUGAGAUAUAUGCUUGUUGUUAUACUAGGGUAGAAAACUAUGUAUCCAAACUAAAAGGGUAGAUUGGUGCACUAAGCUUUCGGUAUGCACGGGAUUCAGGGAAGGGCUGAACCACAUUUGGUCUACUGUACAAACCUUACCUUGCAUUUUUGCUAGAGGUUAUUUCCACAGCUUGAACCCAUGGCCUCGUGGUCACAUGACGACAACUCUUAACUGUUGCGCCAAGCCUUCCUUGUUAAGAGAAUGAAAGAAAAAUUUCAUGUUA
Molecule: messenger RNA, 1253 nt
Organism: Nicotiana tabacum (common tobacco)
Lineage: Eukaryota; Viridiplantae; Streptophyta; Magnoliopsida; Solanales; Solanaceae
Biological process (GO): endocytosis
Cellular component (GO): membrane; clathrin vesicle coat
Source: RefSeq, a predicted model, not a curated record